UGAAAAUCCUUGGCCAACACUGAGAUGUUCAACAGGAUGAAUGCAUCUCAAUGUCACUAAAUGGCAAAAAACAUUUUGAAACUGACACACAUUUGGAUGAACAGCACAUGGUAAAAGCUUCAGGAGAAGAUGAAAAAUUAGUCCCUGGCACAUCAACUUUAUUUCCCCCCAAAGGGUUACUCAAACGACCAGACUAUCAUCCAUUAUAUGUAUUUAACCUUGUUCCUGAUCUUUGUGCAUUUAAGACGCCUCUUUCGUUCGCUGAAACAGAUCUGGAAUUUCACCUUUGUCCUCUGCCGAGAUAUGUCAUAGACAGCAAAGAUGGAAGUAAUUUUGCAAGCACACAGAAGAAAUUUCUUGAUCGUGAUGAGAUAAUUAAAGGUUUAAUGAAUUGGAAGAAGUUUCCUUCUGCUGCUCUUAAGUCCUUAACUACCACUGACUUUCUAACCAGCACGUGGGUGCCACGAUGGAAUGAUCCAUUUUCAUUGGAUAUGCUUCCUGUUGAUGUUCCUUUGCAAUUGGAUCAUAAAGUAGAUGAAAACAAGGAAAACGUAACCAUGGAAAGUCCUGAAGAAGUGGUAUUAACACCAGAAAUGUUGGAAGCCGAAUUCACAAUGAUUCAAAGUUCAUUAUCAGAGAAUCCAAAAUUUGAAGCAGAACAAGAGGAUGAUAAGCCCAUAAAGCCAAAAUCUUCACAAAUAUUGACUCCUGUUCAACCGACUCCAAGGGAAGUAAGAGAACAACUUUUGGAGAAUUCUCUACAAGUACAGAACAACCGGCUGGGAUCAGAUUUUCAAAUCCGAAUGGAGCACCUAAAACGUUUAAGUAUCAACAAGAUGUUGCUUCUAAACUGAAAUUGACAUUCAGUACUACAUUGCAGUUUCAAAAAGACAUGUGUGCUGCUUGGUACACAACCAUUUUAAUACUUACAAUCACUUUUUUUUUAAAGUUGCUCAAAGUAAAAUUAUCUAUCUAUGGAAUAUUGACACUGUGCCAUUAUUAUGUACUAGAAAUUCUAUGUGCCCACAUUGGAAUACAU
Molecule: messenger RNA, 1039 nt
Organism: Pristis pectinata (smalltooth sawfish)
Lineage: Eukaryota; Metazoa; Chordata; Chondrichthyes; Rhinopristiformes; Pristidae
Product: cilia- and flagella-associated protein 221-like
Exons: 8
Coding region: 51-854 (267 amino acids)
Biological process (GO): cilium assembly; cilium movement
Cellular component (GO): cilium
Source: RefSeq, a predicted model, not a curated record